Messenger RNA from Gastrolobium bilobum, 847 nucleotides. RefSeq lists its product as uncharacterized. The record is from RefSeq and is a predicted model, not a curated record. The transcript has 3 exons. Lineage: Eukaryota; Viridiplantae; Streptophyta; Magnoliopsida; Fabales; Fabaceae. Bases 181 to 693 code for a protein of 170 amino acids.
GGCUAAUGUGAUAAUAUAAUAAAUAAUUAUAUACUCUGUCGAAAAAGUCCCAUCGAAGAACCAGGCAAGGUUGUUCUCCAUCACAUCACAGCUGUGUUUCUCUUUCUCUCAGCGAACGAGAGGGAGAUACAGAUACCCUUUUGGAUCAAUCACCUUGCGUUGUGGAUCGUGUAGAACGAGAUGGAUCAGAUAUUGAACAAAGUGGGAUCGUAUUGGUUCAACCAGAAAGCCUCCAAGGAGCUUAAUUCCGUUGGUGAUGACAUCAGCUCAAUGUCAAAGAGUAUUGAAGGGGGAACCUCAUGGUUGGUCAACAAAAUAAAAGGAAAGAUGCAAAAGCCAUUACCGGAGUUGCUAAAGGACUAUGAUCUACCAAUAGGAAUUUUUCCUCGGGAUGCAACAAACUAUGAAUUUAAUCCAGAGACAGGAAAGCUUAUUGUUUACAUUCCUCAGGUCUGUGAAGUAGGCUACAGGGAUUCAUCAGUGUUGCGUUUCUUCACCACCGUGACUGGUUAUUUGGAGAAAGGAAAGCUAGCAGACAUUGAGGGAAUAAAGACCAAAGUAUUGAUCUGGGUGAAAGUGACAACCAUAUCCUCUGAGGGAUCAAAGCUCUAUGUGACUGCAGGCAUGAAGAAAACAAGGAGUAGAGAAGCAUAUGAGGUUACAAGAGAUGGUGUAUGCAUAGAUAAGUUCUAAAACUUUCACAUCAUUUUGUGCUUGUGGAUCAUUUUGAUCUCCAUGUGCAUGGUUGGUUAUUGUAAGUAAGUAGUGUUAUAAUAUGUAUUUCAAAUAUUGCCCUUGGAUUCCAAUGCUGCGAUUUGGAGUAAGUGAAAUGUGUCUUUGUAGUUGA